AUGCUUGUUACUAAGCCUUGCGGGAGAGUGGUCGAGCUCGCCGCUCGCUAUCUCUCCAACCAAGGUCGGGUCGCCAAUCGUCAGUGCCGGGCCCCUAGCCUUCUGAGUUCACUGGCCGCUAGUGUGCGUUUCGGAAUAUCCCGGCGGGAACCGGUGCGGCCGGACAGCCGGGACGAGACCGGAAACGGUGGCCGCCAACCUCCGGCCGCCGCCGGGGAAUGCCUAGCGUGCACCCGGGCCGGUGCCCCGGCCUUCCACUCCACCAGCUGCGACGGGGCCCGCCAGCCCGGGUGGGAGGCCCUCGCCGGCUCCUCCCUGCUCCCGAUAAGGCACCGUCCAGGCCGAGAGCUCGCGGCCCGGCUGGACGAUUUGGGCAGGACCAGUAAGCGCGUGUUCGAUCCGCGCAGCAAGCGCGUGCAGAGGUGGAACCGUGCGUUCCUCCUGGCGCGCGGGGUGGCGCUGGCAGCGGACCCGCUGUUCUUCUACGCGGUGUCGAUCGGUCGCGGUGGGUCGCCGUGCCCGCGCGUGGACGGCGGGAUGGCCGCAGCGGCGGCCGCGGUGCGGACGUGCGUGGACGCAUUGCACCUCGGCCACAUCUGGCUGCAGUUUCAGCUGGCCUACGUGUCCCGGGAGUCGCUGGUGAUCGGGUGCGGGAAGCUCGUGUGGGAUCCACGCGCCGUCGCCGCCCACUACCUGCGCUCGGCCGAGGGCUUCUGGUUUGAUGUGUUCGUGAUUCUCCCCGUUCCCCAGGCCAUAUUCUGGCUAGUAAUUCCGAGAUUGAUCAAGGAGGAACGCGUAAAGCUUGCGAUGACUAUCAUCCUUUUGAUCUUCUUGUUCCAGUUCCCGCCAAAAGUCUACCACAUCAUAUGUUUGAUGCGUAAGAUGCAAAAAGUUACCGGUUAUAUAUUCGGGACCAUAUGGUGGGGUUUCGGGCUAAACCUCAUAGCCUACUUCAUUGCAUCUCAUGUUGCCGGUGGCUGCUGGUACGUGUUGGCCAUACAACGUGUUGCCUCGUGCCUCAAGCAGCAGUGUAUAAAGAACGGGCCUUGCAAUCUCUCAUUAUAUUGCUCGGAGGAAAUUUGCGACCGGGCUUCAUUACCGCCAGGCGUUUUAGAAAAUCGAUGUAUGACGAACUCAACGGCCAUGGCUGGAGUGUCGUUGUGUCUGGAUGUCGAUGGCCCUUUUCGUUACGGAAUUUACAAAUCGGCCCUCCCAGUCGUGUCGAGCAGCUCCAUUGCCGUCAAGAUACUUUACCCGAUUUUCUGGGGUUUGAUGACCCUAAGCACUUUCGGCAACGACUUGGAGCCGACAAGCCAGUGGCAGGAAGUGAUGUUCAGCAUAUGCGCCGUGCUAAGCGGCUUGAUGCUGUUCACUUUGUUGAUUGGAAAUAUACAGAUAUUCUUGCAUGCGGUUAUGGCGAAGAAGAGGAAAAUGCAGAUGAGGUGUCGGGACAUGGAGUGGUGGAUGAAACGGAGGCAGCUGCCGUCACAGCUCCGGCAAAGGGUCCGCCGUUAUGAGCGGCACAGGUGGACGAGUUUGGGUGUGGAAGAUGAGAUGGAUUUGAUCAAGGACCUUCCGGAAGGUCUCAGGAGGGACAUCAAACGCUAUCUUUGCCUUGAUUUGAUAAAAAAGGUUCCUCUGUUCCAGAGCUUGGAUGACCUUGUCCUCGACAACAUAUGCGACCGUGCUCGGCCCUUAGUUUUCUCCAAAGACGAAAAGAUCAUAAGAGAGGGUGACCCCGUGCGGCGCAUCGUUUUCAUCAUGCACGGGCGCGUAAAGAGCAGUCAGAAGCUGAGGCAGGGGACGGUGGCCACGAGCGUGCUCGAGCCCGGUGGCUUCUUCGGAGACGAACUAUUUUCGUGGUGCCUCCGUCGCCCUUUCCCCGACCGGCUACCGCUGUCCUCCGCUACGUUCACGUGUGUUGAGCCGACUGAGGCUUUUGCCAUCUGGGCCGACGACCUGAGGUACAUCGUGGACCACUUCCGGUACAAGUUUGCGAAUGAGCGGCUCACGCGAACGGCGAGGUACUACUCGUCCACGUGGCGGAUGUGGGCCGCCGUCAACAUCCAGCUGAGCUGGCGUCGACGUUGUCGGAGGACGAGGAGAGAGUCGGACGGUGACAUGGACCGGCGCUUGAGGCUUUACGCGGCGUUUUUUGUGUCGAUUAGGCCUCACGAUCAUCUAGAAUAA
Striga hermonthica is the source of this 2190-nucleotide messenger RNA. Lineage: Eukaryota; Viridiplantae; Streptophyta; Magnoliopsida; Lamiales; Orobanchaceae. The record is from the annotation of a GenBank genome assembly.